UUCUGCGCGGUGCUGUGCUGGAAAAUGGCUGUAUAGGGAGCUGAGAGUUAUGUGCAGCAAAAGAAAGAAAGGGAGAAAGAAAGAAACCGGACCAGAAGUGAUCAAAGGAGGUGGACGACUUUAAAGCAUUGAGGAAAAGAACAGGUGAAAGAUAAGGAAGCUCACUGUCUGCAUUUCAAUGUGUUAAAGUGCCACCACAGCGAGAUAUUUGGAAGAGGAAUCUGCGUCUACGGGUUGUCACUGUCCAGAACGUGAGGAGCCUGAAACUAUCAAGGACUAUUAGACUGUCCAAAUCUGACCCCAUCCACCCCAACAGACAACACAGGUAGACUGAAGAGACCAACGCAGGGCCUCAGUUAGGUUUAGCGCCUGUCCAGCUAGUUUUUGCCACUUGAAGGAGUAUGUUGCCAACGCUGUCCCUCUGUUCCAUCAUUUGGUUAAACCGGGGUAUCAAGCUGAGGAAAGUGCUCCACUGCGCCAACACCGGCCUGCUCUGAGGCAGCAGCACCCUACCUACCUUCCUCCAUAGACUCUGCCAUUUUAGCAAUGCUUCUUAGCUUCGGUUGAUAGUUCUAAACGGCCACUACUCAUCCCCCUCUACUGCCUGUCCAUUUCUGGGUUGCCGUAGCAUUGGGCCGACUUUCGCAUCCUCUGUGUCUUCGGCAGCUUUUCUCGCUUUCUCAAAAUGGCGGUCGAGGGUUUCCAGUACCGUGCCCUCUACGUCUACACCAAGGACUUGGAGGAAGAUGUUGACCUGCAGCCCGGGGACAUUCUGACCGUCAGCAAGGCCUCCCUGCUCUCCCUGAACUUCCAGGAGGGGGACGAGGAGCGUCCCGAGCUCCUAGGCUGGCUGCUGGGCUUCAACGAGCGCACCAAACAGAGGGGGGACUUCCCGGGGACAUACGUUCAGUUUGUGGCCCACGUGAGGAUGUCACCGCCAUCCAGUCAGCCUCGCUCCCAAAGAAUCCUCCCAGCAGCCCCGGGGCCCGAGCUGCCACUGUCACAGCAAGCUGUUUCUCUUCUGGAUUUGACCGAGCAGUUCACGCCGCCAGAAACUGCUCCCCCUACCCUGGUGAACCUAGUGGAGGCCAUUGAGAAGAAAGGUCUGGACUGUAAGACACUGUACAGGACACCUCUCGCAUCCGCCUCAGAUGGCCCAACACAGAGACUGAGUGGGGAGGUGGGGCCGGGUAGUGACGUGGGCGCCCUGUCGGAGUGUUUGCUCCGCUACCUGCGGGAACUACCAUCCCCCGUCAUCCCCCCCAUUGUUUACCCAGACCUGCAGGCUGCGCUGCAGCAGGGCGCCGCAGACUGGUCCAAGGCUGUGGCGACGAGCAGCAGUGUAGGCAGGGAUCUGAGCCUGGUCCUGGAGAGGGCCACCAACAUACCCCUGCACCACAGCCUCACCCUGCAAUACCUGCUCACACACCUGGGCAAGGUGGGCCAGAGCUCCCAGCUCAACGGCCUGGACCCUCACGCCCUGGGCCUGGUCUUUGGGCCGCUGCUGAUCCGGCCCAGCUCUGCCACUGGGUGGGAGGUGGGGGAGGAGUUCCCUGCACUGGCACUGGAGAGGCUGCUGAUGGAGAUGGCCAUGGGACAGGAAGUCCUGCACCCAGCUCUGCCAGCCAUGCCAGUAAAGGUCAAAACUACAACUCCAGCCAUGACUGAGACCAACAUACUGACUGAUUCUGAGUGGUACUGGGGGGAAAUCUCCAGGGAGGAGGUGAACGAGAAGAUGAGAGACACCCCUGACGGGACGUUCAUGGUCCGCGACGCCUCCAGCAAACUGGAGGGAGAGUACACACUGACCCUCAGGAAAGGUGGAAACAACAAGCUGAUCAAGGUGUGCCACCGGGGAGGUCGCUAUGGAUUCUCGGAGCCUCUCACCUUCGUCACGGUGGUGGAGCUCAUCAACCACUACCGCCAUGAGUCCCUGGCCCAGUACAACGCCAAGCUUGACACCCGGCUACUCUACCCUGUCUCCAAAUACCAGCAGGAGCAGCUUGUGAAAGAGGACAGCACUGAGGCGGUGGGCGAGCAGCUGAAGGUGUACCACGAGCAGUACCAGGAGAAGAGCUGGGAGUACGAUGUGCUCUACGAGGAGUACACCCGUACCUCACAGGAGCUCCAGAUGAAGCGCACGGCCAUCGAGGCCUUCAACGAGACCAUCAAGAUCUUCGAGGAGCAGUGCGAGACUCAGGAGCGCUACAGCAAAGAGACCAUUGAGAAGUUCCGACGUGAAGGCAACGACAAGGAGAUCCAGAAGAUCCAGAGCAACUCGGAGCGUCUGAAGUCUCGGGUGACGGAGAUCCACGACAGCAAGAGAAAGCUGGAGCUGGACCUGAAGCAGCAGGCCACCGACAACAGAGAGAUCGACAAGAGGAUGAACAGCCUGAAGCCAGACCUCAUGCAGCUAAGGAAGAUCAGGGACCAGUACCUGAUGUGGUUGACACAGAAGGGGACGAGGCAGAAGAAGAUUAAUGAAUGGCUGGGUAUAAAGAACGAGGCAGAAGACUCCUACUGGUUGGUGGAGUACGAGGGCUCGCCCCACCACGACGAGGGCACCUGGUAUAUGGGCGACAUCAAGCGCACCCAGGCAGAGGAGCUGCUGAAGGACAAGUGUGACGGCACCUUCCUCAUCCGAGAGAGCCAGACGCAGAAGGGCUCCUACGCCUGCUCUGUAGUUGUGGACGGCGACCCUAAGCACUGCGUCAUCUACAAGACAGACAAAGGCUACGGCUUCGCCGAGCCUUACAACCUGUACAGUUCCCUGAAGGACCUGGUGCUCCACUACAAGCACGAGUCCCUGGUCCAACACAAUGACCAGCUGAAUGUAACCCUGGCCUAUCCGGUCCUCACCCAGACCCAGCAGCAGAACCCCAGAUGAGGGGCAGCAUGGCAUGACAACCCCCAACGGAGACCAGCGCUUCUAAAGCAUGGCAAAACAAGCACACUACGUACUACAGUACCAGCCACAGUACACAUGAGACAAAAAACAUAUACGUGUUCGUAGACGAAAAACAACAUAAGCACACAGUUAUGAUAUAAGCUUUCAGGCCAUAGUUAGAUGAGCAAGAGGGAGUGAUAGAGGAAAGGAGAGAGUCGGGAAGCUGGAGGGUAAAGAUACUGGAUGUAGAAUAUACUUUUUGGGGGAAGGGAAGUUGACGCCGGCUUUCAGAUGCAUGGUGCUGGAAAGGAGGGGUGGGGUGGAGGGUCAAACUGUUAGAUUCUAUAAAAAGCUUGUUAAGUGCCAUAGAGAGAGCCUUGAUUGACCAUAAGUCUGUGUUGGGAAAGAAGGGGACUUUAGAAAUAUAUAUAUAUAUAUACACACACAGUACCAGUCAAAGGUUUGGACACACCUAC
Messenger RNA from Coregonus clupeaformis (lake whitefish), 3363 nucleotides. Its product is annotated as phosphatidylinositol 3-kinase regulatory subunit gamma-like. The record is from RefSeq and is a predicted model, not a curated record. The transcript has 16 exons. Gene Ontology annotation, cellular component: phosphatidylinositol 3-kinase complex. NCBI's taxonomy places the organism in Eukaryota, Metazoa, Chordata, Actinopteri, Salmoniformes, Salmonidae. Gene Ontology annotation, biological process: insulin receptor signaling pathway; phosphatidylinositol phosphate biosynthetic process. The coding region runs from base 686 to 2887 and encodes 733 amino acids. Gene Ontology annotation, molecular function: 1-phosphatidylinositol-3-kinase regulator activity; protein binding.